UGGCUCUCUCUCUCUUCCCUUUCACGGGGCUCAACUUGCAAUCAAGGAGGAGUCGAGAGUCCUCCGGGGUUUCUCCUGGAACCUGCUCCUCAAAUAUAAAGCGUUCCCUCCAACCACCGGUAAAGACUGAAUCAUAACCGACAAGGAGGGGCCGCUGCAUGUGCGCAACUGUGCUUUCUCCAAAAAUCUAUUGACACUCUUCUCCAACUGCAGUGAAGGAAGCACCGCAGGAUCUUCUGUUUGUCUUUCUAUUUAGUCAGUUUUAUUUUUCUAAUUUUGUCAUCUUUUAAUCAAGCUUCUCACAGAGAAAAAAAAAUCUACAACUUGUUCAACAAUCAGACGAGCUUCCUAAGUUUGGAGAGAGCGCGCUUGCAGAUGGCUGCGCUAAUUAGCGCGUACUCGUCCUGGCCAGAGUCCUUCGAGUGUCCUCCAGGUGACGGGGACGUGCCCGACGGACAUGGCCCGCACAGGACUCCCGGGGACAAGGCGCAGGAGCCGCGGAUCAGACGGCCCAUGAACGCGUUCAUGGUCUGGGCCAAAGAUGAGCGCAAACGGCUCGCAGUUCAAAACCCGGACCUGCACAAUGCCGAGCUCAGCAAAAUGUUAGGCAAGUCAUGGAAGGCCCUAACUCCCCCUCAGAAGAGGCCCUAUGUGGAGGAGGCAGAGAGGCUUCGGGUGCAGCACAUGCAGGACUACCCCAACUAUAAGUACCGGCCUCGCAGGAAGAAGCAGCUGAAACGCAUCUGCAAGAGAGUGGACCCUGGCUUCCUCCUGAGUGGGCUGGCUCCUGAUCACAGCACCCUACCCGAGCAGCGAGCCCUUUGUCACCCCCUUGACAAAGACGAGGGCAGCCCUAAUGGCGUCAGCAGUGGGUUUGCCGGCUCCAGUCCUGUGCUGCCCAGCGUCAGGACCUUCAGAGACCCUACUGCCUCCAACAGCAGCUUUGACACCUACCCCUACGGUCUGCCUACCCCUCCUGAGAUGUCUCCCCUAGAUGCAAUGGACCACGAGCAUGUACCCCCUUCUUACUACUCGACAUCUGGUAGCUCCUCCGUCUCCUGUUCUUCCACAACCUCCUGUCCAGAUGAGCACCACCAGAAUCACACACACAUGGGCAGCCCGCCUCCUUACCACACUGACUACACUCAAAGUCAAAUCCACUGCGGGGGAACUCACUUAGGUCACAUCCCUCACAUGCCCCAAACUGGUGGGGGCAGUGGACUGAUCCCAGGCCCUCCUCUGUCUUACUACAGUUCCUCAUCUUUCCCGCAGAUUCACCGUGGGCUCCACCAGGGCCACCUGGGUCAGUUGUCCCCCCCACCAGAGACUCAAGGUCACCUGGAGACAUUAGACCAGCUGAGCCAGGCUGAGCUUCUGGGUGAGGUGGACCGCAAUGAAUUUGACCAGUACCUGAACUCCACUGGUAGCGGUUUCCACCCCGAACAGGGUGGCAGCAUGACCGUAACAGGACACAUUCAGGUGGCCUCCGCUGCCACUGCUUCUGCCACAUCUUGUCCCAGCAGCACCACAGAAACCAGUCUCAUCUCUGUGCUCGCUGAUGCAACGGCAGCCUACUACAACAAUUAUGGCAUCUCGUAAGCACCUAUUGACAUGUGACUGAUCAGAAACACUGCAAGAGUUCAGAGAUCCGUUAAGACAUUUCGGAUGAUGUUGCGCAUGGUUGUUGACAAAGGCAAGAUUUCUGUGCGUCUGUUGGUAAUUUCAAAACCCUCAUUAACAUCCACAAGCAACUUGAUCCAACCACAAAAAAAGCUGAACUAAUAACUGAGCAAUAUGAUUGUCUGGAGCCGGGAAAAGAACAAAAAGCAAUGUUGGGGAACAUGAGAAAACGGAGAUGGACAUCUCAGGGAAGCAGACACAAAAUACAAUAGUAUGCCACCUCCAGUUGUCAUGAAAUUUCCAAACCAGUUGAGAAAUCGUAUAAAAAGGCUUGUUUUUCCACUUGUAAAUCUCACCAGUUACUGUUGCCAGUGAGGCAUGUACAGAUGCUCUUUAGAAGCUAAUUUAAGUCCUUUGGUGUUUUGCAUAAAUGUAAUGCUGUUAUCAAUGCUUUCCAUUCAAACGUUUGUAUCAUAUGUGUUUUGCUCUCCUUAGUUUGGGAGUCUUACCUCUGUAGAUGUAAUUGAAUGAGGUUUUAGUUGGACAUUUCUUAUGCAAUUUAAGAAAAUGGUGUAUGAUGAAGACAAAAAAGGCAUUUAUACUUCUCAAAUAUAUAUAAUCAACCUUUACAAUGGAAAAAAAGUUAAUAAUGAGAACUGUAACUGUAUGCUGAUUUAGGUUUAUCAAAUACACUAAUUUAAAAUAAAGGUAAAUUUUUAUAUGAAUGCAAUUACCACUUGGAUCAUACACCCACAAACAACCUACCACAAAAUGAAUGAACAUUUUUAAUCUCAUUGUUAUUUGUUGGAAAUAACUGAUACAUUUUAGAGAGUUGCAGCCACUUAGAGCAACUAGAUGGCUAAAUAAAAAAUGACAAUAAAACCAUAUAGGAGUCCUGCUAGUUUUGAAUGAUUUCCAUGCAUAUAUUUGGGAAAUAAAGGAGUGUAAUACUUAAUU
Molecule: messenger RNA, 2577 nt
Organism: Melanotaenia boesemani (Boeseman's rainbowfish)
Lineage: Eukaryota; Metazoa; Chordata; Actinopteri; Atheriniformes; Melanotaeniidae
Gene: sox7
Product: SRY-box transcription factor 7
Exons: 2
Coding region: 376-1599 (407 amino acids)
Biological process (GO): anatomical structure morphogenesis; cell differentiation; regulation of DNA-templated transcription
Molecular function (GO): DNA-binding transcription factor activity, RNA polymerase II-specific; RNA polymerase II cis-regulatory region sequence-specific DNA binding
Source: RefSeq, a predicted model, not a curated record